Molecule: messenger RNA, 1890 nt
Organism: Ilex paraguariensis (yerba mate)
Lineage: Eukaryota; Viridiplantae; Streptophyta; Magnoliopsida; Aquifoliales; Aquifoliaceae
Source: the annotation of a GenBank genome assembly
AUGGAUUCAAGCCUGUACAGAGCUGCCAUGGAAGGCAAUAUCAAUGUCCUCGUGCAAAACAAAGACCAACUUGAAGUCCAAGUGACCCCAAACAACAACACUGUCCUCCAUAUCGCAGCCCUGUUUGGAAACACACAAUCUGUGAUAGAGAUCUUGAACAUGUGUCCAUCGAUGUGUCGUCGAGUGAAUUCAAAAGGUGAGACUUCCCUUCAUAUAGCAUCAAGGGAAGGUCACUCUGACAUAGUCCGAAAACUCAUUGAAUUUGCAAAAGCAAUGGAUGAAGAGCUUGAAAAUGGGGUCGGAACGGCCAUGGAAAUGCUGAGGAUGACAAACGAUGACAAAGACACGGCCUUGUAUGAGGCUGUGCGAAAUCACCACUAUGUUGUGGCUCAAUUGUUGACACAAGCUGAUCCUGAGUUUCUAAAUCCAGCCAAUAAUGCCGAGGAGACGCCUCUUUACCUGGCUGCGGAGAGGGGGUACAUAGGCUUAGUGUCAGAGAUCUUAAAAACUUGUAGAUCACCGGCCUAUGGUGGUCCUGGUGGUAAAACAGCUCUCCACGCUACAGUCCUUGGCAAUUUUGAAGGAUGUACCGAGAAAUUACUAGACUGGAAACCAGAUCUUAUAAAGGAAGCAGACAUACAUGGGUGGACACCAAUUCACUAUGCUGCACGAUUUGGUUAUGUAUCGAGGGCUAAACAGCUAUUGAAUGUAGAUAAAUCAGUUACAUACCUUGCAGACAAGGAUGACAAAAGGACAGCUCUUCACAAAUUACUAGACUGGAAACCAGAUCUUAUAAAGGAAGCAGACAUACACGGGUGGACACCAAUUCACUAUGCUGCACGAUUUGGUUAUGUAUCGAGGGCUAAACAGCUAUUGAAUGUAGAUAAUUCAGUUACAUACCUUGCAGACAAGGAUGACAAAAGGACAGCUCUUCACGUAGCUGCAGCUCACGGCCAUUUGAAUGUAAUGGAAGAGCUAAUAUCGCACUGUCCUGAUUGUUGGGAGAUGGUAGAUAACAGAGGCCAGAAUAUUCUUCACAUUGCGGUUGAGAAUGGGAAGAAAAGGGUAAUCAAAUUUAUCUUGCAAAAUUUCUCACUCAGAGGCCUUCUAAAUCAAAAAGAUGCUGAUGGGAACACAGCUCUUCAUCUACUUGCUGCUUCUGACAACUAUGAGCCUCAUCUCAUAAUGCACCCUUGGGCAGAUAAAAUGGCAUUUAACAAGGAAAACUUGACUCCUUUGGAUGUAGUAUAUAGUGAAAAAUAUACAGAAGCAUGGGGUUUCAUCAAAAGAGAUCUGAUCAGAGUUGGUGCUACACUAGGCCGGAGAGAUGUAAUCAGCAGAGACAAUGAAGAGAUAAUAAUGAUGAAGAGGCAUCAUGCCCAUGAAAAAGUCUUACCAGUAGACAUUAGGAAAACAGCAGACAUUCAUUUAAUAGUGGCAACACUCAUUGCUACUGUUACCUUCGCGGCUUGUUUCACUGUGCCAGGUGGCUAUAAUGGCAAUGAGGGAUCAGACCAAGGUAUGGCAAUUCUAACAAGAAAAACAGCUUUCAACUUAUUUGUCAUAACAGAUACUAUAGCCAUGACAUUCUCCACAACCGCAGUGUUUAUGUACUUCAUUGUGGCAGACGACAUAAAAAGGGGAAAGCUUGUCAAGCACUAUUCUGUUGCCUAUUGUCUCAUUAUCAUUGCCAUGGAAGCAAUGUUAAUUGCAUUCAUUACAGGCAUGUACGCUGUGUUAAUGCAUUCAAAAAGCCUUGCAAUUUCAGUCUCCAGUUGUUCUUCUGAAGGUGAAUGGGUUGAUAAGGUCUGCAAAGCGAAGGAAGUAAUCAAAGGUCUUUGGCCUUGUGCCCAAGGGGAAUUUUCUGAUACCUUUGAGGUCCCUGGAUAG